CCUGGUAACCUGUACAGACGUCCCACGGCUUCUCUCCUAUCUCCCUCUCUCCCUCUCUCUGAGAGCACAAGCAAGCAGAGCAUCAAUGGCGGAAGUAGAGAAAGCAACCGCCGCGAGAGUCCAAGCCAUCGCCCAUUCCAACCAGCCCCACGUUCCUCCCCAGUACAUCCAGCCCCCUCACACCCGACCCUUUUGCUCCCCACCCUCCUCCUCCGCCGCCGCCGCCGGCAUUCCCGCGAUCGACCUCUCCGGGCUCGAUCCGACCCGCCGGGACCGGGACCGGGACCACGUCCGGGCCGAGAUCGGGCGGGCCUGCAGGGGCUGGGGGGCCUUCCACGUCACCAACCACGGCGUCCCCGGCUCGCUCCUCGGCCGCGCCCGCGCCGUGGGCUCGUCCUUCUUCGGGGAUCUCUCCAUGGGCGAGAAGCUCGCGUACGCCUGCGACCCGAGCUCGUCGGCGACGGAGGGGUACGGUAGCCGGAUGCUCGAGAGCGACGACUCGGUGCUGGACUGGAGGGACUACUUCGAUCACCACACUCUGCCUCUCUCCCGUCGCGACCCCUCUCGCUGGCCCAGUUUGCCUCCUGAUUACAGAGAAGUUAUGGCCGAGUACAGUGAUCGAAUGGGAUCGCUGGCGAAGCAGCUGCUGGGCCUAAUUUCGGAGAGUUUGGGAUUGCCAACUUCGUGCAUCGAGCAUGCGGUGGGGGAGUUCUACCAGAACAUCACAAUUAGCUAUUACCCUCCAUGCCCGCAGCCAGACCUGACUCUUGGUCUGCAAGCGCACUCCGAUAUGGGCGCGAUCACCCUUUUGAUCCAGGAUGAUGUUGGGGGACUUCAGGUUUUGAAGGAUGGGGAAUGGAUCACAGUCGAGCCGUUAUCGGACGCCAUUGUUGUCCUUUUGGCCGAUCAAACUGAGAUUAUGACCAAUGGAAUCUAUAGGAGUGCAGAACAUUGGGCGAUAACAAAUGCGAGAAGGGCACGACUUUCAAUUGCAACAUUUCAUGAUCCUUCAAAGGCAAGGAAGAUAUCCCCUAUUUCCGAGCUUGUGAGCGACUCUUCCCCUCCCCGAUAUCGCGAAGUUGUAUAUGGGGACUAUGUGUCUUCAUGGUAUACCAAGGGACCGGAGGGAAAACGGAAUAUUGAUGCACUUCUGCUCUAAGUCUCGCCUUACGGAAGAUGCCCAGUAAUAACCAGAGACAUGAAUAGAAGGAAAAGAGGGCAUAGAGGAGGCCACAAAUUGGUCGCUGCUUUUGUCCUAUAUGUCCACAUGCAGCUUUCCAGAAAUGGAACCGUUGACCAAGUAGACAGCAAAAAUGUUGAAAACAAUAUGCGUCGCUCCUCUUGAAGGUUUGCUUUGUCCCUGGUUUUCAAAUUCUUGUCAAAAUGAGUAUGGUCAAUUGACUAGCCAACUUCUGAACACCCACGUUCUACUCAGGGGUACUCACAGAUGACAAUUCUAUUUCAGUUAUAAAUUCAAGUUGUGGUAGACAAACAAUGAACUUCUCUGGCAUGGGCCAUUGUAAUUAGCUUAGGCAGAAUGGUCUAGAUAUACAUUGUCAAACUUUGGUUGAGAUAUGAAUUCGCCAA
This is a messenger RNA of Syzygium oleosum, 1587 nucleotides long. RefSeq names its product jasmonate-induced oxygenase 4. The record is from RefSeq and is a predicted model, not a curated record. NCBI's taxonomy places the organism in Eukaryota, Viridiplantae, Streptophyta, Magnoliopsida, Myrtales, Myrtaceae. The transcript is spliced from 3 exons. Bases 86 to 1159 code for a protein of 357 amino acids.